This is a messenger RNA of Lepus europaeus (European hare), 2436 nucleotides long. RefSeq lists its product as uncharacterized. NCBI's taxonomy places the organism in Eukaryota, Metazoa, Chordata, Mammalia, Lagomorpha, Leporidae. The record is from RefSeq and is a predicted model, not a curated record. The transcript has 4 exons. The coding region runs from base 1 to 2436 and encodes 811 amino acids.
AUGGAAGCCCAGAUCAUCUGUGCUGAUGCCCCCUGCCCACCUCCGCCCAAUGUGCCCUGUGCAUCUCCUCCAUCUGUCUGUUCAUCAACAGACGAUUCAUCUGUAUCCUUUGCAAUGUCCUUUAUGCGUUCUCCACACGUCCUCCGCCGUGUUCGCCACAGGUCCUCGCGCUGGGACCUCCACACAUACACCACAAGUCCCUCCCCAUGCUCUGCACAGAACCCUCACUCUGACCUCCACAUGUCCCUGUCCUCUCACCCUGACCUCCACAAAUCCCACUACCCUGACCUCCACACGUCCCAUCACCCUGACCUCUACACCUCCCCUUACCCUGACCUCCACACAUCCCCUCACUCUGACAUCCACAUGUCCCUGUCCCCUCACCCUGACCUCCACACGUCCCCUCACGCUGACCUCCACAUCUCCCCUCACCCUGACCUCCACACAUCCCCUCACCCUGACCUCCACACGUCCCAUCACCCUGACCUCCACACCUCCCCUUACCCUGACCUCCACACAUCCCCUCACUCUGACAUCCACAUGUCCCUGUCCCCUCACCCUGACCUCCACACGUCCCCUCACGCUGACCUCCACAUCUCCCCUCACCCUGACCUCCACAAAUCCCCCCACCCUGACCUCCACACAUCCCCUCACUCUGACAUCCACACAUCCCCUCACCCUGACCUCCACACGUCCCAUCACCCUGACCUCCACACAUCCCCUCACCCUGACCUCCACACAUCCCCCCACCCUGACCUCCACACAUCCCCUCACCCUGACCUCCACACGUCCCCUCACCCUGACCUCCACACAUCCCCAUACCCUGACCUCCACACAUCCCCUCACCCUGACCUCCACAAAUCCCCCCACCCUGACCUCCAAAAGUCCCCUAACCCUGACCUCCCAAAAUCCCCCCACCCUGACCUCCACACAUCCCCUCACCCUGACCUCCACAUGUCCACUCACCCCAAGCUCCACACGUCCCCUCACUCUGACCUCCACACAUCCCUGUCCCCUCACCCUGAUCUCCACACAUCCCCUUACCCUGACCUCUACACAUCCCCUCACCCUGACCUCCACACGUCCCUGUCCCCUCACCCUGACCUCCACAUGUCCCCUCACCCUGACCUCCACACGUCCCCUCACCCUGACCUCCACAAAUCCCCCCACCCUGACCUCCACACGUCCCCUCACCCUGACCUCCACAAAUCCCCCCACCCUGACCUCCACACGUCCCCUCACCCUGACCUCCACACGUCCCUGUCCCCUCACCCUGACCUCCACACAUCCCUGUCCCCUCACCCCGAGCUCCACACGUCCCCUCACCCUGACCUCCACACGUCCCCUCACCCUGACCUCCACACAUCCCCUCACCCUGACCUCCACACGUCCCCAUCCCCUCACCCCGAGAUCCACACAUCCCCUCACCCUGACCUCCACACAUCCCUGUCCCCUCACCCCGAGCUCCACACAUCCCCUCACCCUGACCUCCACACAUCCCUGUCCCCUCACCCCGAGCUCCACACAUCCCCUCACCCUGACCUCCACACGUCCCUGUCCCCUCACCCCGAGCUCCACACAUCCCCUCACCCUGACCUCCACACGUCCCUGUCCCCUCACCCCGAGCUCCACACAUCCCCUCACCCUGACCUCCACACGUCCCUGUCCCCUCACCCUGACCUCCACAUGUCCCCUCACCCUGACCUCCACACGUCCCCUCACCCUGACCUCCACAAAUCCCCCCACCCUGACCUCCACACGUCCCCUCACCCUGACCUCCACACAUCCCUGUCCCAUCACCCCGAGCUCCACACAUCCCCUCACCCUGACCUCCACACAUCCCUGUCCCCUCACCCCGAGCUCCACAAAUCCCCCCACCCUGACCUCCACAUGUCCCCUCACCCUGACCUCCACACGUCCCCUCACCCUGACCUCCACACAUCCCCUCACCCUGACCUCCACACAUCCCUGUCCCCUCACCCCGAGCUCCACACAUCCCCUCACCCUGACCUCCACACAUCCCUGUCCCCUCACCCUGAUCUCCACACGUCCCCUCACCCUGACCUCCACACCUCCCCUCACCCUGACCUCCACAUGUCCCCCGCCCACCGUGCUCUGCACAGGCUUCCCUCUGCGUCCGUGCUCUGCCUUAGCAUGCGGUCUGACCCCUUCAUCCCUGCAGCCUCACGGCGAGCCCUCGUGUCGUCGUCUUGCUUUGGGACUAUAAUGCAGUUGCUACGAGAAGCCCACCUGCACGGUCUGGAAGGGAGAAUGGGUGUGAUCACCCAUGUGUGCCUGGUUCAUGGAGAAAAUGAAGAUUCAUGUUACACUGAGAUGGAAGGCGAGGCGGACAUCGAAGUUCACUGUGAGGAAGCAGACAAAGAAGAGAUGCAGACCAGGCAAGAGCUAUCCAAGGCGAGAAAGAACAGAUUUUAG